This is a messenger RNA of Calliphora vicina (urban bluebottle blowfly), 776 nucleotides long. Its product is annotated as antigen 5 like allergen Cul n 1-like. Lineage: Eukaryota; Metazoa; Arthropoda; Insecta; Diptera; Calliphoridae. The transcript has 3 exons. The coding region runs from base 6 to 776 and encodes 256 amino acids. The record is from RefSeq and is a predicted model, not a curated record.
AUAAAAUGAGGCAAUUCUUAGUAGUUCUUUGCAUAGCAGCUGCUAUUAGUAACAUAACGGCUAACGAUUAUUGUUCCAGUAAUCUUUGCGAUUAUGGUCAGCAUGUGGCCUGUGGACAUAAUGGAGAAUUUUCCUAUACUUGUCCUGCCGAUGCCGCCAUGGUGCCCAUGACCGAUUCUUUAAAACAUGUAAUUGUUGAUGGCCAUAAUGCCAAACGUAAUUUCAUUGCUGGUGGAGGUGAUGUCAAUCACAAACCUGCUUGCCGCAUGGCCACCAUGCAAUGGGAUGAUGAAUUGGCCUAUUUUGCCAGUUUAAAUGUUAAAAAAUGUCAAAUGAAUCAUGAUUCAUGCAGCAAUACUGCAGAUUUCCAUUAUACUGGACAAAAUCUUGCCUGGAUGGGUUAUUUUGAACCACUAAAUAGUGCAGCAAAAUUCAACGAAGCCAUUGAAAUGUGGUACUCCGAAGUGGCUAAAUCCAAACAAGAAUAUAUGGACUCAUUCCCAUCUUCUCAGUUAUAUUCAAUUGGCCAUUUCUCUGCUAUGAUGACUGAUCGUAAUAUACGUGUGGGUUGUGCUGCUUCCACUUAUUCCGUUCCUGGCCAAUCUUAUAAGGCUUUCUUGGUAGCAUGCAACUAUGCUGCCGCCAACAUGCCAAAAUUCCCCAUCUAUGUUAAGUGUGAUUGGCCAGCUAGUCAAUGUUCAACUGGCAACAAUCCAUCAUAUCCCAACUUGUGCUCUGUCUAUGAACAGUUUGAUGUUAAUUAUGGUUUUAAUUAA